AUGUUUUUAAUCUACUUCCGGGAUAAGCAACCUCAACGUGUAAUGGAUGAACUAGAAGUAUGGGAAGAUUUAUCCAAUAUACCAGCGGAUCCACCUGACAUGCGAGAAAAAUGUGCUGGCUGCAAGAGACCUGCUAUGGUUUGUUGGUGUAUAGCAUUGCCUCCUAAGAGAUUAACACCCCGUAGCAGAGUGAUUUUACUUCAACAUCCAGCAGAAGAAAAAAGAUGUUUACGCACUGCACCAAUGCUCCAGUUAGGAUUAGCACCAGACAAGUGCCUUAUAUAUAAAGGGAAAAAGUUUCCACAGCCUAGACAUGAGGACUUAGAAAAUAUACUCAAUCAACCAAACACAAUAUUAUUGUACCCAAGCAAAACAGCACUUGAUAUAAGACAUAUGGAAAAUGAUACAGAUAACUAUAAUCUAGUUUUAAUAGAUGGCACAUGGCCACAGGCUAAAGCAAUAUAUACUUCAAGUCCUAUAUUACAUAGAAUUAAACAAGUGAAACUGUUAACACGUACAACAAGCAGCUAUGUAAUAAGAACACAGCCAACCGAAGGAUGUUUAAGUACACUUGAAACAGCUGCAGUAGCAUUAUCGCAAUUAGAAAAAGACCCAAUAUACACAGAACAGUUAAUCCAACCACUGCAUACAUUAUGUAAAUAUCAAUUAGAAAAUGGAGCAGUCACUCAUCAGUCUAAAGAGUUUUUGCUUAAAACUAAAAUGUAUCCCAAAUUAAUUGGAAAAAGGUUAUCAAGACUGCUCAAAUCUACAAAUGAUGACAAUCCAACCAAUGUUUAG
Molecule: messenger RNA, 798 nt
Organism: Arctia plantaginis
Lineage: Eukaryota; Metazoa; Arthropoda; Insecta; Lepidoptera; Erebidae
Source: the annotation of a GenBank genome assembly